Molecule: messenger RNA, 1806 nt
Organism: Rubroshorea leprosula
Lineage: Eukaryota; Viridiplantae; Streptophyta; Magnoliopsida; Malvales; Dipterocarpaceae
Source: the annotation of a GenBank genome assembly
UUUCUGAUUCUUCCGCUGAUAUUUAACCAGCUUAUCUCCAGUUUACUCCUCCUUCCUGCUUUCUCGAUCUCGAAAUCAAUUCCAAGAAAUCCAGAGGGUAAUUCAUUAAAAGCCCUAAUCUUUUUUUUUUUUUUUUCCUUUUUUUUGGGGGGGAGAUAAGUAUGGGGGAAGAAGUGAAGAUGAAUGAAUACGAAAGCAACGGUGGUGAUGAUGUCGGGGAGGAAGAGAGAGUUUUGGAGUGGGAGAUGGGGUUACCCAGCGCCGAUGACCUUACUCCCUUAUCCCAGCUAUUGAUCCCUCCGGAACUUGCAUCGGCGUUUAGUAUUUCUCCGGAGCCCCGCCGUUCUGUCCUUGAUGUCACACGCGAGUCACGAAAUACUCUCAGCUCUAUCCGUACCGUUGGGACCCACUCCUCUACCAACAACGGCAAUAAUAAUUUCCGGUCUUUUGCGGACCCGAUGGUGUUGGAACCCGACGGGGACGGGUCGGGGUCUGGAUCCGGAUCGGAUGCUAGGAAGAUGCGGAAAGUGACGGUGCCGGCCGGCGAUUGUGCGGAGGAAGCGGAUUCUGCGGUUAGAAUGGAGAAUUCGGAUGAUCCAUCGGCGAGAACGUUGAAACGGCCGCGGUUGGUGUGGACGCCUCAAUUGCACAAGAGGUUCGUGGAUGUGGUGGCGCAUUUGGGGAUCAACAACGCCGUCCCGAAGACAAUUAUGCAGUUGAUGAACGUAGAAGGACUGACUCGAGAGAACGUGGCCAGUCAUUUGCAGAAAUACAGGCUGUACUUGAAAAGGAUGCAAGGGUUGUCGAGCGAGGGACCGUCGUCUUCCGAUCAAUUAUUCCACUCGGGCAUGCACGAGAGCGGUGGCGGAGGGAACACAAACGGCCAUGUGGGGAUGCCAAUACACAUGCCAUACGGCGCACCGAUGAUGCCUGUGCCGGCGCCAGUUUACAGCCAUAUGGGUAUGCAGCAAGGUGGAUACAAUAAUCAUAAUCAACAACCACCCAAUGGAUUUGACAUGAAUCCGUAUGGGAUAGUGCAGCAGAGAGACUGGUCGGGGAAUAAGUUUGGGUCUGUGGUGUCGUAUCCGCAACAUGCUGCCCCUAAUGAUAAGCUAAAUUAGCUGAAUUUGUAGGGAGAAAUUUUGAGCAACUAUACAAGUAAUUAUUGGGAUUGGCUGGGUUCACGUUGACAUGGGAGCACAGAAUGGUUUCUCAUGAAGUAUGUGUAGAUAUUUCAGUGGAGUAUUUAGAUAUGGAUCCUACAUAAAUGAAAUCAGGCAAGCUUCUGAUGGUUAGCUUUCUUGACUCACCUGAUGAAAGCAGCAUAUAAACUUGUAAUCUACCUACGAUCAUUGUCUAAUGGCAGCAAGAAGUACCCACAGCAUUUACUCCUGGUCUACCUAUAUUGGAUAAUGCCACAAAAGGACAUUCUUUACUUGUUAUAUUUAAUUGAUAGAUGCCAUUAACUUGUGUAUUACUUAUCAUUGAAUAUUUGGACCCUUGAUUGUGCCAACGAAGCUAAUAAAAUAGUAGACUUUAAAUAAAGUUGUCUGAGUUGUAGUUCGUGAAGUUAUUAAUGACGAGAUUCUUAGUCUUUGUUAUCUCCUAGUUUGUUUGGGUCCUGGGAAUUCCGAUGUUGCUGAAACCUGUUUUUUUAUAUGGUCACUAUGACCAUCCGUAUCCUUUCUUUCCAAAAAUUUUAUUAGACUGUCUUGGAUGGGAUGGAUAUCACUGUCCUGAGCUCAGCAUUGUAUUUUUAUUUGCCGUCAAGAUUGAUGCCUGCGCUAAUGAAAAGGAAAGGAAUCU